AUGGCGAACACCACAGACUGGGUGAAAAGUUUCCUGAGUCAACUGGAGGCGACUCUUUGUCCGCGUGGCCGAGAUGAGAUUGCAGUCUUGCAGCAUCGGCGGCUCGAAGAUAUGCAGCUGAGAAGAAUUCAGCCAGUGGGAGAUGGAUUUCCUCCAUGGGAUAAACAAUACUACGACCGGCUUGUGAAACAAGAAUUUGACAUUGACCAUCUGAAGAUUUCAGAGUUCUUCCCGUUGGAGCGAAUUGCAACAGGCAUGUUGGGUAUUUUUGCCUCUCUGCUUGGUCUUCGAUUUGACCCCAUCCCAGCAGAGAAUCUGACUGCGGGUGUAAUUUGGCACGAUACUGUGCAAGUGUACUCAGUAUGGGACGCAAGUGACGACAGAUUUAUUGGCUACCUCUAUCUCGACUUAUUAUGGCGCAAGUACAAGUACCGCGAAAACCAGUGUGUCAAUAUCCAAUGUGUACGUAUUUACACGCCCGCCUUUAUAUCUCGCUUCGCUGUUGCUAAGUAUGUCAAUGCAGGGCUAUACACGGCCAGAUGGAAGCAGACAAUGUCCGUCGACGAUUCUGAUGUGUUCGUUCCCGACUUCAACUCCCACGAGCUGCGCCUUGCUAAAGCAUAA
Messenger RNA from Penicillium canariense, 624 nucleotides. Its product is annotated as Peptidase M3A/M3B. Lineage: Eukaryota; Fungi; Ascomycota; Eurotiomycetes; Eurotiales; Aspergillaceae. The transcript has a single exon. Gene Ontology annotation, biological process: peptide metabolic process; proteolysis. Gene Ontology annotation, molecular function: metalloendopeptidase activity. The record is from RefSeq and is a predicted model, not a curated record. Bases 1 to 624 code for a protein of 207 amino acids. Gene Ontology annotation, cellular component: mitochondrial intermembrane space.